Lactuca sativa (garden lettuce) is the source of this 2262-nucleotide messenger RNA. The record is from RefSeq and is a predicted model, not a curated record. NCBI's taxonomy places the organism in Eukaryota, Viridiplantae, Streptophyta, Magnoliopsida, Asterales, Asteraceae.
AUGUGGACUAAUCUUGAAAAAAUUUUCCGGGACAACAAAUCAACCAAAGUCAUUCAGCUUGAUCGUGAACUUCGCAAUAUUACAUUGGGAAACUCCAACAUCACUAAUUAUUGCAACAAAAUCAAGUCUCUUGUUGAUCGCUUGGAACAUAUGGAUGCAAAAGAUCCUGAAACAAACCUGGUGACGUAUAUGUUGAAUGGUUUAUCCUCCAAAUUCAGGUAUGUCGCAAUAAACAUACAACAUCGUGACCUUCUUCCUUCUUUUUGGGAUGCCAGAUCGGUUCUUAUAUGUGAAGAGCAACAAAUGUUGCAAGAUGACCAACGUGAAGCUUCCUUUACUCACUUGGAUCAUCCAUCUUCCCAAAAUUCCCUCACUAUAGAAGCUCCAAACACCAACAAUAAUUUUUGUGGAGGAUACCGGGAAGGCCGUGGUGGCCGGAAUAAUCAAGGAGGACGAGGUGGGGGUCGGUAUGGUGGUCGACAUAAUUUUAAUAGCAGCAACAAUGGGAAUUUCAAUGGUGGGCAUCGUCAACAGCAACAGCCUGCAAAUGGCGAUUCUCCCUCUUCUAGGCCUUGGGCUUAUGGAUGGUUUCUAGUCCAUCAACCUAAUCAACAGGUCAGCCUCCUCCCAAGCCCACCAGUCGUAUUUCUUCCAAGCCCACCAUCUGUUUCCCUUCAUUUUCAACCUAAUCUUACUGGACUCAAACAACAAUCAGCCCAAUCUGGUGUUGCCCAUCAGCAUCAAUUUUUUGCUUCUCAACAGCCCACUAGUCCUUUCACGAAUCAGCAAGUUUUUCACGCUUAUAUUCCGGCCCAACAACAAAAUAACAAACCCACUACUCUCCUGAAAAUGUUUGAUACUAUGACGUUGAAUGACCCGGGGCAAUCGGAAUGGUAUAUGGAUACCAGCGCAUCCUCACAUCUUCACUCAAACGCAGGUAUACUCAAAACUGUUUUUGAUAAUAAUAGUUAUUCAUUUGUUUUUGUUGGCGACAGAACUUCUAUACCUGUGUAUCCUUUACGUGCCAAAUCUGAUGCCUUUGCAAAAUUUGUGCUUUUUUAUGCUCUUGUUAAAAAACAAUUCCAACGGACAUCAAAACCUUCCAAUGUGACAACGGGGGUGAAUAUAAUAACAAAAAAUUUCAUCAACUAUUUGAUCAAAAUGAAAAAGCUUAAUGUAGAUGGCACUCUUUCUCGAUACAAAUCCCAUCUGGUUGCUAAUGGGCGCAGUCAGAGACCCGGUAUAGACUGUGAUGAGACAUUUAGUCUUGUUGUUAAGCCAUCCACUAUUCGCAUCGUUCUCAAUAUUGUCAUUACUCAUCAGUGGCCUAUUCGACAACUAGAUGUCAAGACUGCUUUUCUUCAUGGGCAUCUUCAUGAGACAGUAUAUAUGCAACAACCCCUAGUUUUCGUGAUUCAUACAGGCCUACUCAUGUGUGAUUCAUCUCUUUUUAUCUAUAGUCAGGUCUCUCAUAAGGCAUAUCUUCUUUUAUAUAUGGAUGACAUUAUUCUCACUGGUACUUCUACUCCACUGUUGGCUCAUAUCACCUCAUUAUUAAGUGUUGAGUUUGCAAUGAAAGACCUUGGAGAUCUUCACUACUUUCUCGGUAUUUCGGCUACUCGAUCUUCUAUAGGUCUAUUUUUGUCUCAACAUAAGUAUGCAACCGAGAUUAUUGAUCGUGCCUCUAUGCUUAAUUGUAAAGCGGCUAGCACCCCGGUAGAUUUGUCUGCCAAAUUUGAUGGAUCGGGCCCUCCUGUUGUGGAUCCUACUUUAUAUCGCAGUUUAGCUGGUGCUCUGCAGUAUCUCACGUUUACCAGACCCGACAUUACUUAUGUUGUUCAACAGAUUUGUUUAUAUAUGCAUGAUCCUCGUGAGUCUCAUUUUACCGCUCUUAAGCGGAUUUUGCGCUAUAUCAAGGGUACUAUUGAUCAUGGUCUUCAAAUGUUCUCAUCUCUGGAUCGUGAUCUCAUUGCCUACUCUGAUGUUGACUGGGCAGGCUGCCCAGUCACCAGGCGAUCCACGUCUGACUAUUGUGUUUUCUUGGGUCACAAUCUUCUGUCUUGGUCUUCUAAACGACAGAACACGACGUCACGUUCGAGUGCCAAAGCUGAAUAUUGUGGUGUCGCUAAUGCAGUUGUUGAGACAUGUUGGAUACAUAACCUUUUGCUUGAGUUUCACUACUCUCCUCACAAGGCCACCAUUUUUUAUUGUGAUAAUGUUAGCGCCGUAUACAUGUUUGCCAAUCUGGUUCCACAUCAAUAA